AUGGCGGCGGUAAAGUCAGGCCCAGAGGCCGCACCCGCUACCUCCUCAGUCCUUCGCAAAGUCAUUGGCGUCUUCGGCUUCGCGAAGCUGUACAACUUCAUCUUAUGGGUAUUAUUCGCUGGAGGGUUCUUCGGCUUUGCCCUCUCGCGGACCCCUUACCUUAACUUCUACGGUUACUUCUGCGGCCCGGGUAGCUCCUCUUCUCUCAGUGCCGCACCCGGCGAAUGCUGGUAUUAUCUGCGCGGUGAUCACGAAACGAUUGGCAUCAUCUUGCACCUUGUCACGAUUAUUCCCGCGAGUAUCCUAGCCACCUUCCAGUUCACCCCCAUUAUUCGUCGACGAUUCGUCCUCUUCCACAGGAUCAAUGGAUACGUUGUGCUUUUAUUGUCCUUCUUAAGCACCGCCGGCGCCCUUAUGAUUGCACGUCAUGCCUUUGGAGGAGGGCUUGAAACCCAAAUGGCCAUUGGUGUAAUGGGCAUACUGUUCAUUGGGUCGCUCGUGAUGUCUUACAUUAACAUCAAGCGCCUCCAAAUUGAAGAGCACAGAGCGUGGAUGUUAAGGGCCUGGUUUUAUGUAAGUGGCGUCUGGAAUUCUAGGUCCCAUAGCCCCGCCAAAGUUAACUCGUCCAUAAAGGCAGCUUCCAUCAUCACUCUCCGACUUGUUAUGUUUUUUGCCGCCAUGAUCAUCAGCAAGCAGUACGGAUACUACUCUGCCAGACCAUGUGGCCAAAUCGACUUCAUGUUUAGGGGUAACAGAAACAGGACGGUGGCCAGCUAUCCGGCUUGUGCGUCUUAUUACUCCGGAGAAAAUACCGACCAGUGGGCCAUAGUAAAGGCCGAUAUGUUUGGAAACAGCUCCGCGGAGGCCGCGACUGCUCUUGGCGUAAGCUUUGGACCUGCGGCGUGGUUGUGUCUCGCGUUACAUGCCAUCGGGAUUGAGAUAUACUUAAAACUCACGCCCGCUGAAAAUCAGCGUCUGCGGAUUAUUUCCUAUCAAAGACAGCUCGCGGCGGGAAUGAGGAAUCCUGGAAGUGCGGGCCUGACAGUUGAUCGCUUUGGCGACUCGGAAAAUACUCCCUACUUCAUGCCCAUUAUAUAUUCCAUCUCGGUCGUCAUUUACAACCUCUUCUUCCACCCUCUCACCCUAUUUCCGGGUCCCAAGAUCGCCGCUGCAAGCCAUAUCUGGUACGGGUGCAUUCUUACCAAGGGCAUAGCGCCCCAUCAAAUGAAAAAGUUGCACGAGAGAUACGGCCCAGUAGUCAGAGUUGCUCCUGAUGAGCUCUCCUUCUCGAGCCCGGCGGCCUGGAAAGACAUCUACGGAUAUAAAAGGUCUGGCCAGUCAGAGAUGAGCAAAGAUAAAAAGUACCAUGCAGGGCUUAGCGAACCGAUCCUCCUUAACGCCGAUCGGGAAUAUCACUCUUCACUCAGGAGGCUACUCUCGCACGGCUUCGCCGACAGCGCUUUGAGAGCACAGGAAGAUAUCAUCCAAAGAUACCUGAAGCAAUUCAUGGAGCAACUAAAGAAGUACUCGGCGAGUGGCCAAAACACGAUCAAUCUUGAGCAUUGGUAUCAAUUUUUCACCUUUGACGUGAUCGGACAUUUAACUAAUGGCCAGUCCUACUAUUGCAUGGAGGCUGGAAAACUUCACCCCUUUAUCAAAAUCUCACUUUCCUUUGUGAGGUUCCUUAGUCUUAAGCAAGCCAUGAUGAGAUUCCCAACGUUCCUAAGGCUUCCUUUUGCCAAAUUCUUCAUCCGGGGAACAUAA
Molecule: messenger RNA, 1764 nt
Organism: Parascedosporium putredinis
Lineage: Eukaryota; Fungi; Ascomycota; Sordariomycetes; Microascales; Microascaceae
Source: the annotation of a GenBank genome assembly